This is a messenger RNA of Saccostrea echinata, 2460 nucleotides long. RefSeq lists its product as uncharacterized. The transcript has 11 exons. The record is from RefSeq and is a predicted model, not a curated record. The coding region runs from base 1 to 2460 and encodes 819 amino acids. Lineage: Eukaryota; Metazoa; Mollusca; Bivalvia; Ostreida; Ostreidae.
AUGUCUCAUUAUGACGAUGUGAUAGUACGUAUGCAUUACAUGAAUACUGAGAUGAUGAAAAAGCCGGACAUGAUAGACCAGGCAUCUGCUGUUUGUGGUGGAAAUUUAACAAGUUCCUCGGGCAAUAUUACAUCCCCUGGAUAUCCAGAGGACUAUGAGAACAACUUGUCAUGUGACUGGGAUAUUAGCUGCCCUGUGGAUAAAAAGAUAUUAGUAACAUUUACGGAUAUCGAUGUGGAACACUAUGGUUCUUCUUGUUACGACACCAUUCAGAUAUUUGAGGGAACCCAAUCUUCAGUCUCACAGACUUACGAGUUGUGCAAAGAAGUCGACGCCAUCACUGAUGAUGUUUUUACCUUUGUGUCAACCUCUCAGUUUGUCAGGAUUCGUUUUACUUCGGACGAAUCUGUCAGUAAAAGGGGAUUUAAAGCCAAUUACUCAUUCAUUGAAAGAGAUUGUGUGUAUGAUGUAGAUGAUGAAUCAGGCAUUAUAACAUCCCCAAACUACCCCGGGAAAUACCCAGCAAAUGUACAGUGUGUGUACAAAUUUACUUUUCGACCGGAUCAGCGAUUAACAUUGAGUUUUCUAUCAUUUGACCUUGAGAAAGAGGGCAAAGAUGGAUCGUGCUCCGAUUUUGUACGACUGAGGGAUGCAGAUUUCAGAAUGUUGGGGCAGUUUUGUGGUGAUACAGUGCCACGAAGUUACUCUUUCUACCGAGGAGAUGCUAGAAUGCUGUUUUUCACCGACAGAAGUAAAAAUGGAGACGGAUUUAGAUUGGCGUAUCAAGUCUAUAACGUCACUGAAUGUUUGGAGGAUUCACGGGGAUUGAGCUACACUGGACAGGCAAAUGUCACUGCAAAUGGUAGCGCAUGCGCUAGAUGGGACAGCGAAAUAGCCAUGAAGAAUGGAUUUAUUUCUCUUUUAGACCAGGAAAACUAUUGUAGGAAUCCCAAUAAUGGAGCGAUGCCUUGGUGUUUCAGUACGGAUACGCUGUCUCCGGAAUAUUGUAAUAUCUCAGUCUGUGAAAUGACAACACCACUCUCUAAAACAACAGUAAGGACAACUACAACCACUUUUCCAACAACUUCUACUAGCAGUUCUAUGACAACAUUUACCACUCAAAGUACAGUGACAACUUCCAAUCCAUAUACAACAACAAUGACAGUAUCGACUUCAUCACCCCUAUCUGUAACAUCUACAACAAUAGAGGAGUCCACCAAAACUUCAAAUCCUAUUGCGCUCUCUUCAACAACCAUGCCUACAGACUUACUGAUUCUAUUCAUAGUGGUCCCUAUCCUACUAUUGAUAAUAAUAUUUGGCAUUGCUAUUGCACUUGUCCGGUUUAUAGUUAAGAAAAAAAAAAUGAACCUUCCCAUUUCACAGUUACGAUCUAUUGUCAAUCCAAAUUAUGUUUCCAAGGACAGUGUUACAGAUGGAUAUAUGGGAUCGUAUGAAAAUGACGUCAUAUCGCGACAAUCCAUUGUUGCUGCGCGAGAGUCUGUUUUUCGUAUGUCCCGUAAAAAUUCUAGAUCACAAAUGGAAUCUAUUUACUAUUCUGCAGAAGACAUCACAAUUAGUACCCUUGAUAGAAAAAAGAGGACUAAGGGAUCGAAGAAAGACGAGAGUCCUUAUAUCGAAAGCAAUGACACAUAUGAUUUGCUGGGGCAAAGAAGAAUGAAAAAAGUCGACCCUAAUGAGUACAGAACCUAUAGUGAAGUGUCUGCAAUAAGCGAGAGUCAGGAAAUAUAUGAUCAUAUGAAGACUAGCAGCAGAGUUCUGGACAACACCCCUGUCAGCGACGAAGGCCAGGCAAUCUAUGGCAAUACUGAAAUGUCCAGCAGAAUACAAGAUGACACUUCCGUUGUUCAAGAAAGCCAAGAAAAUGACGAAGGCAAAGUGAGAAAAAGUAGAAUAACAGAAGAGGUGCCAGUUUACGCAACAGUAGACAAACGUAGGAAAAGCUCGAUGAUUAAUCGAAGACCUCAGUUACCAGAACCAAUAGAUAUUAACAAAAUAAGAGCAUCAAUUGGGGUAAAGUCUGAAAAAUCAACAGAUUCAGUGGACAAUUCCAAAUCAAGAGAUUCAGUAGACAAUACCAUUGCUACUACAUCCCCAUCAGCUCCCCAAAUUGAGGAGGAAACAUACUACAAGGAAUCAGAUAUAACUUACGACCAAUUACGACGUCAGCGGACCCGCCGAAAUAAAAACCUAGGUGUUAAAGUGUCAAUAUAUAGUGAAAUAAUGGUUAACAACUUAGACGAUGAAGUAAUCUAUAAUUCAACAGAAAGUGCAGAUAGAAUUAAAGAGGAGGAAUCAACUGAUGAUAAUUUUACAAGAAACAGUCCAUCAGACGGACAGUCUUCUGAGUUGGCUACUAACGAAGAUGCGGAUCUCAAUGAUAAUAAAGAGUCAACAGAAACUGAUGAUUAUGACAUUUAUAUUGAAAGUUCAAAGCUUUAA